AUGACACUCAUGCAAGGCCACAACGCAAUCAAGGCAUCAUCAUCCUCUCCAUUCCGAACCACUGCCUUGUUGUUCGUGGUGAGCCUCAUCAUUCUGAUCGUUAUCAUUGGAAUGGUCGUGGAGGUGCUUGCGGAUAUUCCUGUUCAUUGUAUUCAUCAUAAUAUCGGAAACAAUGAAUGGAGGUUAUAUAUCUCACCACCUCUGUAUUCGCUACAGGAAGAUGAGAGAGCUCAAAGUAUUCAACGAAAACAACACAUUCCAUUAAAUUGCACUCGAAUGGAGAGAGAGGAUGUGGAUAUUGCGAGAGUUGUUAAAGUUUAUUUGCAACUUCCAAAUAUUGUGAGAAGUGAAAAUAAGAAUGGAAAUGUUAUUGGAACUUGGACUAUGGUUUAUGACCAAGGAUUUGAAAUUACACUUGUUCAGAAUAAUUAUGAAAUGAGCAUGUUUGCCUUUAGCAUGUUUGAAAAAGUGAAUAGCACGAGUGAGCUGAUUCGUUCCAAGUGUCAUCAAACAUUUGUUGGAAAUUAUAGAAAGAGUCCCUAUGGACAAAAGAACGCUGCUUCGUUUGGAUGUUAUUAUGCUGAAAAGGUUUAUCCCCAACCAACUGACGUGAAAGUCUCUCUUCCAAUUAAUACUUUACUCUACAAAUAUUAUGAUCCAAAGAAUCAAGGAAAAGGACUGAAUGUCAAUAAUGAUCCAUCAUUUGACAGCUUGGCAGAUGAGUUAGGAUUGGAUUUACGAUUGAUGAGAACCUAUGAUCCAAAGGAGAAAUUCAAAACAGAUCGAAACCUCAUUGAUUGGAUCAACACCCAAUCUGAUCAUUUGGGUUGGACUGCUCGCUCAUACUCACAAUUUGAGCAAUUCACAAAUGAAGAAAUGGAAAGAAUGAAUGGAGCUCGUUCCAUCUUGGUUGACAAGAGUGAUUUGAAAAAACCAGAAAACAAUCCAAUUCUAGAAGAGGAAACUUUCAAUAUUGCUUCAGAUGAGCUUGACCUCACACCACCAUUGCCAGAUAAUUUUGAUUGGAGAAAUGUAAGCGGUGAGAAUUAUUUGACAGAGGUCAAGAACCAAAGAUCAUGUGGUUCUUGUUAUGCAUUUGCAGCAGUGACAGCUAUCGAAUCAAGAAUUCGAAUUCAAACCAAGAACAAGCUCAAACCAUUAUUAGCCGUUCAAGAUAUCAUUUCAUGCAGCCCUUACGCACAAAAAUGUCAUGGAGGAAUUCCUUAUUCCAUUGGACGUCAUUUGAGAGACUUUACACUUGUUCCAGAGUCUUGUUUCCCUUAUACAGCAUCUGAACACAUUCCUUGUGAUUCAAAAUGUAGCAAUCCGCCAUAUAUUGUUAAAGUGAAGGAUUACAAGUAUGUGGGAGAUUUCUAUGGAGCUGGAAAUGAAGAGAACAUGCGACGAGAAAUUUACAGACAUGGACCAGUCUCUGUGAGUUAUUUGGUCUAUCCAGAUUUUAAAUAUUAUUCAAAUGGAAUCUAUAGACACUCUGGAUAUGGAUAUCCAAUGAAGAAAGAUAGAAUUAAGCAUACUAACAAUGGAUGGGAACCAACCACUCAUUCUGUUGUCAUCACAGGUUGGGGUGUUGAUCCAGUGACAGGCCAAAAGUAUUGGAAUGUAAUGAAUUCAUGGGGAAGAAAAUGGGGAGAAGAAGGAUUCUUCAAAAUAGCGCGAGGUCAAGAUGAAUGUGCUAUUGAGGCAGAACCUGUUGCUUUCUAUCCUCAAGUUAUUUAUACGAACGCAUGA
Messenger RNA from Naegleria fowleri, 1749 nucleotides. RefSeq lists its product as uncharacterized. The record is from RefSeq and is a predicted model, not a curated record. Gene Ontology annotation, molecular function: cysteine-type endopeptidase activity. The transcript has a single exon. Gene Ontology annotation, cellular component: lysosome. Lineage: Eukaryota; Heterolobosea; Eutetramitea; Acrasida; Naegleriidae. Bases 1 to 1749 code for a protein of 582 amino acids.